This is a messenger RNA of Amyelois transitella, 790 nucleotides long. Its product is annotated as juvenile hormone-binding protein-like. Bases 62 to 757 code for a protein of 231 amino acids. NCBI's taxonomy places the organism in Eukaryota, Metazoa, Arthropoda, Insecta, Lepidoptera, Pyralidae. The transcript has 5 exons. The record is from RefSeq and is a predicted model, not a curated record.
AGUAUAUAAAGAGAUUUUAGUAAUUUCUCUGUUUACUAGCAGGUAUAUUUUGCACAAAAUAAUGAGCUCUUUGAAGAUUAUUAGUGUUCUCCUAUUUGCUAGCUGCGUUUUUGCAGCUCCAUACUUCAAAGAAUGUCCAAACCCAGCCGAGUACAACGCUUGUCGGAAAGCGAGUCUCCAAGGCUUCUUCAAAGAUUUCAGCUCUGGAGACAAUGAUAAGGAUAUCAAACCCAUGGACCCAAUGAUUCUUGGCGAAGUCGAUGUUCCUGAAGAGUCAUUGGAUAUAAUGUUUCAUUACAAAAAUUUCAAAGUAACCGGCCUCAAAGAUGUAGUUGUUACUGAAUUUUCCAAACAUAAAGACGAAAACGUAGCCCACUUUUCUCUUAAAUUUGACUAUGUCGCUGACGGGCCACUAGAUGUUGAGUUUCUUAAGAAAGACAAGAUUCUGAGUGGUUCCGUACACUAUGAAGCAGGUGUUACUGCGACUGUGUCUUACCCAUUCUCGAAGAUUGAAAACGGCAAAUACGCACCUAAAACAGGAAAAGAGACUGUAACUUGCGAAUCAACUCAUGUCACGUCGACGAUCAACGACGAACUGAGAAAUUCUUUGGAACACGAUCCAGUUGGCUCAGCUGUUAAGGAUGAAUAUACUAAGAUCCAUCAUGAACAUCAAGCGAAAGUUGUGUGUGCAACAGCAAAGGCUAUUUUCAAAGUUAUCCUUGAAAAUAUUUACACUUUGGUACAUAUUGAUGAAUGAGAUGUUUAGUUAAAAUAAAAAAUGUAUAAUAUU